This is a messenger RNA of Cololabis saira (Pacific saury), 2883 nucleotides long. RefSeq names its product ras-related protein Rab-40C-like. Lineage: Eukaryota; Metazoa; Chordata; Actinopteri; Beloniformes; Belonidae. Gene Ontology annotation, cellular component: plasma membrane; endosome; synaptic vesicle. Gene Ontology annotation, biological process: protein localization to plasma membrane; intracellular signal transduction. The transcript has 6 exons. The coding region runs from base 386 to 1261 and encodes 291 amino acids. Gene Ontology annotation, molecular function: GTP binding; GTPase activity. The record is from RefSeq and is a predicted model, not a curated record.
CGUCACUACCAGGAAGUUCCAACACACCGUACCUUGUUUUCGAGCGCUAAGUUUUCAUUGUUAGCUCUCUCUUUUCAAGGAAAAACGGCCGUAUUUGGUUUUACAGAGUUUCGUUAUAGUUGGGACCAUACGGUUUAAUUUUUACUUGUCCCCAUUUAGCUCGAGAUAGACGGGAAUUGUCCGUUUGUGUGUGCAGGCUAGCCAAUGAGCGAGCGAGCAGCGGUGUUGUUUUGGUGACUGGUUGCAUCGGCGGCGUCUAAUCCCCAACAACAUCACAGCUCAUUCUAACUGCGCUGCGCUGGCCUCGCUGGCGCUGCCGGCACCUCCCGGGUGUCUGUCCCCCCGACCCUCCGGCGAGCUGGGCCAGCUCUCCGACCCGGACCCGAUGCGUGGGAGGAUGGGAACCCAGAGCAGUCCCGUCAAGAGCUACGACUACCUGCUGAAGUUCCUGCUGGUGGGGGACAGCGAUGUCGGCAAAGGGGAGAUCCUGGACAGUCUGCAGGACGGAUCGGUGGAGUCUCCCUACGCCUACAGCAGUGGGAUCGAUUACAAGACUACCACUAUUCUGCUGGAUGGGAGAAGAGUGAAACUGGAGUUAUGGGACACAUCAGGACAAGGCAGAUUCUGCACUAUCUUCAGAUCUUACUCUCGUGGAGCACAGGGCAUCCUGCUUGUGUAUGACAUUACUAAUGGCUGGUCGUUUGAUGGGAUUGAUCGUUGGAUCAGGGAAAUUGAUGAGCAUGCUCCAGGAGUGCCCAGGAUACUUGUGGGAAACCGUCUUCACCUCGCUUUUAAGCGGCAGGUACCAACGGAGCAGGCAAGGGCGUAUGCAGAAAAGAACAGCAUGACGUUCUUCGAAGUCAGCCCUCUCUGCAACUUCAAUGUCAUUGAGUCAUUUACUGAGCUUUCACGCAUUGUGCUGAUGAGGCAUGGAAUGGAGAAGUUCUGGAGGCCCAACAGAGUCUUCAGCCUCCAAGACCUGUGCUGCCGUUCAAUUGUUUCCUGCACACCGGUGCAUCUCAUUGACAAAUUGCCGCUCCCCGUGGCCAUCAAGUCCCACCUCAAGUCUUUCUCUAUGGCCAACGGCAUGAACGCUGUAAUGAUGCACGGACGCUCUUAUUCAGUGGCGAACAGUGCAGCGUCUGGUAGUAGCAGCAGUGGAAGCAAAGCCAACAGUCUCAAACGCUCCAAGUCUUUCAGGCCCCCACAGAGCCCUCCAAAGUACUCGUCUUCCUCCAAAGGAAACUGUAAGAUAUCAUAGUGCAAGAGUGCACCUUGGGCUUGCUCCUACCGGGCCAGUGUUAAAGGUGUCGUUACUCUGCCAGAUCACACGGCUGAAGAAGAGCGUGGAGGGCCGACAGCAAUCUUCAUCAGAAUAGAUUACAGCUGUGAACUUACUUUGAUCUUUGGGAACUGACUGGGACAGUCGGGUUGGUUUCUCUUCUCUUCGCUCACUGGUGCCAUCAAGUGGAUGUUUGUUUACCUGUACUCUUUACUACAGAGGGCCACUGUGAUCAAGUAGAGCAAGAUUUCUGUGGGACUAUCUGAUGUGAAAGGAGGAUUGUCACGCACCUGUAAACACUACAAAUGAAUCACUUUUAUUUGGAAAAGGAUUGUUCAUUUCUAUUUAAAACUGGACUUGAAGUUGUAAAUAUACUGUGUUUGUGUUGGUCUGUGUUUGGGGAUUGUUGUGGGGUGGAGCAUUUUUGCUUGUUUUGUCUUGAACAUUUUGGGAUACAUGCUCAGAUGUUUGUCUUAUGCCACUUUUCCACUGUAGAAAAAUCUAUUUGCAACACAAACUUUCUGCAAUAUUUAUUCAAAACUCGGAUCAGCUGAAUUUUGAAUAAAAGGCUUCAGUUGAGUGGCAUGGGAAGAGCACUUGGCAUUUCUUUUUGCACACAAACUGGAACUAAUGUUACAAAAAUUCUGGGCAAAAAUAAUCUUUGUGAUCAAAAAAGGAAAAUGUUUUUCUUGUCUGCAAGACAACUUGCUGUGUCCCUUUUUUAAUUGAAGCACAGAAAUGUAUAUCUGUCAUUCAUUGAAGAAUCUGUGUUCUCUUGUCUUUUAUAUCUUUAAAAUUAAUCUUUAAUGUUUCACCACUUUAACUGGGUUAUACUCAUCAGCAGCAUGAUGACUUUUUAAUCUUUGCGCAAUUUUACAAUUGCUGGAGGCUGAGGAGAAAACUGUACAAAUUCAUGUUCUGUUUGUUGGCUUAUUCUGUCAUUACAGACUUGCAUCCUCGAUCAUAAUAUGAAUUUAUAAAUUCAGGAUGUUGGCAAGAGGAAUGUUGUACUGUGGUUGCUUUUUUGUGUACCUGCUAUGUAUUUAUGAAUGUAUACUGAUAUUCAGCAGCUUAUCUUCUGCAGCCAUGUGUUGACAUGUAAUGUUAGUUGGAAAGCUGCCGGUACAUGGACUUGAUUCCAUGAAGCUUCAGUGAGUUUAUACCUCUGCUGCUCAAUGUAUUUUAGCUUUUUAUUUUUUUUAAUAAAGAAAAUGGGGAAACAAAGUGAGAUGGGAAGUUUAACACGGAUUGUUUACUGUGGAUGAUUUAUCGACCGUCACAAUUCAAGAAUAUUAUUACCAGGACAUUAAGUAUUUUAAUCCAAACUAAUAUAUAAAUUGAACAUUCAACUUUUUAUUCCUAAUCUAAAAGAUAAUUUACCCUCCACUGUCAAUAAACAUUUGCUCUCUCUUAGUAUACAUAAUUGAUGUGUUUUCACGAUACCUCUUUCAGACCAGAAUAUUACACUCUCAAACUCUUAGUGAACAUUUUAAGCUCUCCUAGUAAACCUGGAUGUUGCUAUUAUAGUGCAUGUGUCUAAACGUUUGACACAAAGAUUUUCUCCCUGAAACUGUCACCAUGAAAAUAAAGAGUGAACCUUU